CUCGUGUCACUCUCGCCACGUCUGCUCUGUGCACAUUCAUUCAUUUCACUUCCCAAACAAACACCCAAAGAAAAAAAAUAAAUAACAAAUGAAGAAGUAAACCAAAAUAAUCCCUCUCCUUCUCCACUCCUUCCCUCUGUUCUCCCCCUUUACCCUGCCGGUUCUUCUUCCUCUUCUCUUCAAGGGUCGCGCCGGCGGGCAAUAAAUCGAAUAACCAUCCCGGGAAUUGCAGAGAAAGAUUUGCUUGCUUCUUUCCAGUUUUCCGAGCAGCAGAGCUAGGCGGAGGUUGGUAAAGAAUGCCGUUGACGAGGUACCAGAUAAGGAACGAGUAUGGUUUGGCCGAUCCGGAGUUGUACAAAGCUGCCGACAGAGAUGAUCCCGAGGCUCUAUUGGAGGGCGUCGCCAUGGCUGGCCUCGUUGGUGUAUUGCGGCAGCUCGGUGACCUUGCUGAGUUUGCCGCUGAGAUAUUUCAUCACUUGCAUGAAGAAGUAAUGACAACCGCCGCAAGAGGUCACAGUCUAAUGGCUCGUGUUCAACAGCUCGAGGCAGAAGUUCCUUCAGUUGAGAAGGCAUUUCUGUCUCAAACUGACCACUCGUCGUUCUAUGCAAAUGGAGCAGGUGUCGAUUGGCAUCCUAAUCUGCACAUGGAACAAAAUCUGAUUACUCAAGGAGACUUGCCCCGCUUUGUAAUGGAUUCUUAUGAGGAAUGCAGGGGUCCUCCAAGGCUAUUUUUAUUGGACAAAUUCGAUGUUGCAGGGGCAGGUGCAUGUUUGAAGCGUUACACUGAUCCCUCAAUCUUUAAAAUUGACGCAAUAUCAUCUACUACAAUGGAAAUGCAGAGAGAGAAGAAAGCUCGAAAAGUGAAGAAGAAAGGGCGGUGGAGGAAUGGAGAAACUCCCGAAGUUACACCAACAUCACAUGCCAAAUUACAUCAGCUGUUCCUGGAAGAGCGUGUUGCAAAUGGACAUUCUGAUCCAGCUCGUGUAGUAAACUUGAAAAGAAGGCAGUUAACUGGAUCUCCAUUAGAUAUGAAAUCCGGGAAAAGCUACAUGCAGAAAUUCCUGGACACUCUUUCACCAGAUAACAAAGCAGUGUAUGAAGAUUCUGUUAAUCCACCACUCUCGACUUUAACACAGGAUGGCUACAAAGGAUCGGGACUUGAGAUUGUGGAGAUUACAGCUGUUAGUCCUGUGAAGCAGUCAUCUCCAGAUAAGGGAAGCAUACGUUUCUCACCGGAGGCCCAGGUUGAUCUACUACAACAUGAUGAGUUGAAUGGGGAGGAUACUGAUAAACAGGUGGUGAAGGUCUCUGAUACCGUCACUGAUUGUGAAACCGACGAAUCAUCUCCUUCUUCUGUUCACAAGAUGCCAAUUGGAGAGGAAUUAGCUAUUUAUGCAGGCGGUAGGAGAAGUGAUAGUUCUGAAGGGGACCAAUCUGACGAUAUGAUCAGUGAGGUAGAAAACUACCUGGAUGCUCUCACAACCAUGGAGUCAGAAAUCGAGACCGAUACUGAAUACAAAUCUAAGAAAGAUGGCGUCUUAAAGUUUGUGAGACGUGAGGCGGAAUCUGAUACAAAUGAGGAAAGACGGCAUGGCAUUCAAGUGAAGUUUCUGAAUUCUCAGUCGUUUGGAAAUUCCUCAGCGUCUGACGAUGGAAACAGUUCAAUAUACAAAGGAGGGUCUAGUAUUUCAGUAUCCGACUCCCUGAGCCAUGCGGCUGAGAAUGUACAAUCUGAUGGGGAAGGGCCGUCGAAAGUUUGCCGUUCUAGGGAAGAUAGUAUCGCGGAGACUUCCACGUUGCAGUCAGACUCUUCCUCUCCUCAUAUAGUGCCUUGCACAAUUCAAGAAUCCCAAGAGCUUGAGGUCUCGACUGAUAUGUGUUCUGAGGAAGAGAAAAUCGACAAGUUAGUGCCAACUUUUUCUGUUGCAAAUCCUUUCACGGAGUCUGUAGGAGAAGAUUCAGGUAAAAGAACACAGGUAGAUGGAGUUGCUACUCCUGGGUUAGAACUUGAAACCAUCGGAAAUCUAGAGAUUUCUUCUGUGGGUUCAUCUGAAAUCCCAUGGCAUACGAAGCAGGUUGCUCCUUCGAUAGGUCCUUCUGAAGGUUAUGCUGCUGGAAAUGUGAUCCCUCAUCAGUUGCCAUCUGAACUUGAUAACAUGGUUGAAGAAGCAAUAAAAGUCAACAAUGUCAACGAUGCACUCAUAAAGGCCACCUUACUAUCUGGUACGCAGUCCGCUCAAGCAGGCCUUCCAAAUGGUGAGCUGGAAACGAAAAAUCUUAAAGAAGAUAUUUCUGUUGUUUCAGACAAGGAGGAAAUGUCAAGUGAAGUUAAUGCAGGUGGCAUUGUUGCAGAAGAUUCUUAUGAAUGUAUUGAUGAAUCUGGUCUACGGGAUCUGACUGACUUGAACAGCACUCUAACCGAGGCUGAUCAGCCAAAUGAUAUAUUUGCUAGUGAUGUGCAUGGAGACGACACUCUUUGUACAUUGUCAAAUGUGAUUGGUUCUCCAUCAAGCCAUCCAUCAUCUGAUGACCAACAUCAGACACCAGUGGACCUUCAUCAGGAUAUUUCCUCAGAUACUGAACCGGAGACGCAAAAUGAAGUCAUUACGAAAGAUAAAGAAUUUAGUCAAGGUGAAUCCAUCUUCGCUUACCCAUCUGAAGCAGAUGCAAUGGCUCGUGUUUAUUAUGCAGACCCUGUUGGAAAACAAGCGAGUUUUGGUGUAGGUGAUGCGAGUAGAGAAGUUGUUUCAGGAGUAAAUCACAGUGUGGUGGAAUUGCAAGCUCUCUAUACUUCAAAAGAGGCAUCUGAAGGUGAUAGUUGUUUCCAUGUAAAUGGUCUCCCUGAGCCGGGAAUUCCUUCUGAGCAGGCAUGGGAUUUGCAUCCUGAUCAAACUGAUGAGAGUUGUCCAGAACAAGAUAAGGCAGGAGGCUCUACCUCAUCAAAUCUUCAAUUCAAAGACGUGCAUACUUUGCCUCCUGGACUGGGCACUCUCUCCACUGGUAAAGAAGUGAAUGUAGAUGAGGCUCCCCCUUUGCCACCUUUACCUCCUAUGCAAUGGAGAAUGGGAAAGUUUCAGCCUGCUUCACCUUCUUCGCAGACUGCAUGGUUUGGCCACUUUAAUAAUCUACCAAUGCAACCUUUUGCAGCUGAAGAGCACACCGAGCCUUCAGGCCCAUUCCCAACUAACAUUAUUGAAGAUGGUCAGACGGCUGCUUGCUUACCCAUGGAUGAUUCAAUGCGGAAUUCCUUGCAGCAGCUAAAUCACUCAUCAUUUGAAUUGGCAUCAGUUGCUAAUGCUGCAAAUAUUGAACAACAUUCAUAUCAGCCUUCACACACAUUCCCAAGCAACAUUAUUGAGGAUAGUCAGAUGGUUCCCUGUUCACCUAUGGAUGAUUCAAUAGAGGAUACCUUGAAGCAGCCAAAUUCCUUGUCAGCUGAAUUGUCAUCAGUUGCUAAUGCUGCGAAUCUGAAACAGGAAUCACACCCAUUGGAAGAACUGGAUCCUUCAAACCCAUUUGUUACCUCGGAAGAAAUAUCAAAUGAGGGACCUGAGCUCAGUGACCUUCCAUCAGGAGAAUCGAAGCACUAUAGUCCAGAGUCCUUCCAAUCUGCACCAUCCAUGGCCAAUACACCUCCAGAAGCUGAUCCUGUGUCCUCUUCUCAGGAGCAUGGAGAAGGUAGCUUCAAUGGAUUAGUAGCCGAACCAGGUCUAGUAAACCCAGAAAGGGAAUCGUUGGAGGAGGCUCCUGAGGAAUCUGUACCACCAGAAUCUGUGGCAAAGGAGCAACUAGAGCAAAAAAUGGUUACAUCUUAUGGAGGAGGAACAUCGUGGCCUCCAACAACAUUAGCCCUUCCACCAUCCUAUGAAGUCGGAAAGGCAGCAAACGGCAGCAAGCUUCCUCGCCCUAGGAAUCCUCUUAUUGAUGCUGUUGCUGCAAUUGAUAAAAGCAAGUUGAGGAAGGCAGCUGAAAGAGUUCAGCCACAGGUUAGCGCAAAUGCAGAAGAAAGGGAUUCACUACUGGAACAGAUCCGGACAAAGUCGUUUAACUUGAAGCCCACGGCAGUGAGUAGGCCUAGUAUGCGUCCUAGCAUGCCCGGAAUUCAUGGUCCCAAAACCAAUUUGAGAGUUGCUGCUAUCUUGGAGAAAGCAAAUGCUAUCCGCCAGGCAUUUGCUGGGAGCGAUGAAGACGAUGAUGAUAGCUGGAGUGAUUCUUGAGCAUGACUUGCUGAACAAGUUACCAUACCAUGGUGGUUGUUUCUGUGAUAUUAGUAACUGUAAAAAGCAAUAUCAGGCUCUCCGGUACAAGUAAAUAUAUCUCGUUCGUUGUAAUGCCUCGGCUUGAGUUUGGGUUUGCCCACUAGUUUAGCUGUAUUCAUUUUGGCGAGGAUGGUUCUCCAGGCACAGCAUUCUCUAUACAAAGACUACUGUGGAACAGCGUGCAAGCGCUCCCCACCAAUCAAAUGGUACUCCCAUAUAUAAUUGUAUCAAAUAUAUCCUGACGGUGUAAAUAGCAUUGCAAUUUGCAUAGAGGCUUUUUUGUGUGUAUUUUCAUAAAUUUCUGGCUUAGUUACCCCUCUGUAUCUAGUCGUUAAGUUGAUGUUUAAACCAAAGUCUGUCAUUUCGGAUGUUUUGUUUUGGGCGUAUGGAGCACACAGACCUUAAAGAUAUAUACAAUACUGUAAGUAAAAGGAUGAUGCGUUGGCUGCUGUAACUAUGCAGUAAAUGGACUCUUGCCUUCUCGUCUGUCUUUUCUUUAUGCUGUUAUGCAGUCCAAAUCAGAUAGCGAGCUUUGAUUUGAUAACAAACUGGAUGGUGGCAAACCCAAUUCUUGGGAUUUAUCAUAAUAAUUAUUAUUACUAUAA
Messenger RNA from Linum trigynum, 4864 nucleotides. The record is from the annotation of a GenBank genome assembly. NCBI's taxonomy places the organism in Eukaryota, Viridiplantae, Streptophyta, Magnoliopsida, Malpighiales, Linaceae.